CCCGGCGGCGGGGCGGAGGGGGAGGAUGAAGCGCACGGCGCCCCGAAGCACGCUGAGGAAAAUCCUAAAGACUCACAAGCCGCAGCUGCGCCUGGUGGCGAACGGCGACCUCCUGGUGCAUUUGAACUUCUUACUAUUUCUCCAUCGGCUAGCAGAAGAAGCCAGAACAAAUGCUUUUGAGAACAAAAGUAAAGUAAUUAAGCCUGAGCACGCUAUAGCCGCAGCAAAGGUUAUUUUAAAGAAAAGCAGAGGCUAGAAAAGAGACCACUGGAAUUUCAAAGCAUGUUUUUUCUGUGUUCUCUUUCUAAUAUGAGAACCUCUGAGCCGGCUUUUCACUUAUGGAAGUAUUUAGUUUUAUUGAUGUCUAUUGCCUGACUUCCAGUAUCUUGAUGUUUCUUAAAAGAAAAAUAAAAAAUUACAAUGUGAGUUUUCAUGCACUUCAUGCAUAAUUAUACAAUGUGUGUCACUUGUUAUUUAUGACUUUCAGUGUAACCUAUUUUUUCCAUAAAUAUGGAGGAAUGUGUGUAUACUAUAGUCACUCUUCAGGUACAAUGUGUCACUUUUAAUUAGUGUGAAACUUUUAAAUGAGAACAGUAAUAAAAAUGCAGGCUUCACUACAUCCAUUAUAGAUUAUGCAGAUCAAAGCAGAUUUACUUGCUAAACAAAACUGGGCUUUCAAAACAAUCGAUGUAGAUAGUAGUGUAUUAAAUACCUUGGCUGAAAUGUAUUUAUAAAGGACUCAAUAUUUUUUACAUUCCAUUGAAAAGUGGGCUCAAACUUGCGUGUUCUGGUGAAAGAAUACAUAUUUUUGUCUUUCUAAAUUAUGCUCUGAACUGUUAAGCUGGCUUAUUGUUUGAUGUGGUAUGUGAGAGAAGUUGGUGGUCUCUGAUUCAGUUGGUGUGGAUAGAUGCACACUGUGGAAAAGACCUGGCACAGCUGAUGUUUUUGGAGUUAGAUCCUGUACAAAUAGUGAAGCUAACUCAACAUGAGUACCAAGCUACUUCCUCACCCCUUCUGAGUGUCAUCCUAUCUCCUCAUAAGUCUGAAAAUGUACAUGAUAUAAAAAUACCUUUUUAAAAAUUCAAGUCCUAAUCUAUUCCUAAUGUGAUACUUUAAACACUUGAACACUUUGCUUAAUAAAUCUUUUAAUAAAGAUAAAGUUGAAUCUCACAGUUUGAGCUGAUAAUACAGUUUUGUGGAAUAUAUGGCAGCUGAUCCCUCAUGCACAA
This is a messenger RNA of Apus apus (common swift), 1229 nucleotides long. RefSeq names its product centromere protein W (gene CENPW). Gene Ontology annotation, biological process: mitotic cell cycle; chromosome segregation; kinetochore assembly. Lineage: Eukaryota; Metazoa; Chordata; Aves; Apodiformes; Apodidae. The transcript has 3 exons. Bases 26 to 256 code for a protein of 76 amino acids. Gene Ontology annotation, molecular function: protein heterodimerization activity; DNA binding. The record is from RefSeq and is a predicted model, not a curated record. Gene Ontology annotation, cellular component: nucleoplasm; kinetochore.